AUGGCAUUAGGAAAGAGAAAGAUGAACACAAAAAAAGCCAAACCAAGCUCAAAGAAUAAAAAGCCCAAACAAGUCGAUGCUAGCAACCCGAACCCAGGCUCCAGUCAAUCGACAGAUGGUGAUGAUACCAAGGAAAACGCAGCCUUAGAUCCAGGAAAGUCAUCCGAUGACCAGGAUGAUAAGACUCGGACCGUCUCAGAUCCGGCCGUCUCUCCCGCCACGGCCGAGGAUCCGGCCGCCGCCACCGCUGAUAAAGACCUCUUCAAAGGAUCCGAGACAGUCGAAGAUUCGGUGCUCGAUGGUUAUUACUGCAUCCAGAACAUGGACGGCUUCGAAAAGUGGAUCCGCGAGCGCAAGUCGACACUUUGCAAGCCUCCUCUUGACCCCAAGAAAAAAUAUUCACCCCGCGUGCAUUGCCUUCCUGCAGAGGUGAAGGCUCACUACUCCAUGAUCGCCAUUUAUACCUCAAGCUCAGCCGUCUACGCGUCAAAAAUCUGCGACAAAAUCACGACCCGUUACUUACAGGCCUAUCCGGACAACAAAACCCCGUUCUUCACAAUCAUGUCGGCUAACGAUUGCCCCAGCGUGGACGGGAUGCGCUCGAAGGACCUGUUGUUGUUUGGAAGCUUAGAAGACGUGGUGUUUGUUGACGACGACCCCUACUACUCGAUCAGGUCUCAGAACGAUAACGUGAUACACGUCCGUCGAUACCACGGUGAAAAAUCGCAAGAAGGCGGUCUCAUGGCCAUCGCACCCCUGCUCACCUAUCUCAGUUCGGUCGAAAGCGUCUCCGCCACCAUGCGCAAGUUGAAGAAGGUUUGGCACAACGCCGGUCUCGUCAAGGUAGUCCAGUGCGUCCGAGGCGUUACAUGCUAG
Molecule: messenger RNA, 876 nt
Organism: Puccinia triticina
Lineage: Eukaryota; Fungi; Basidiomycota; Pucciniomycetes; Pucciniales; Pucciniaceae
Exons: 4
Coding region: 1-876 (291 amino acids)
Source: RefSeq, a predicted model, not a curated record